GCAGCAUGUUGUCCGGCUAGCGUGUCCCCGGCGCCGCCGCUUCCUCCUCCUCCUCCUUCGGCUUCUCCUUCUUCUUCUCCACCUCCUCCUCUUUCUUCCCGCAGCGGGAUCCGGCGGCGCCCAGCACGUUCUUUUGUGGUUGGUGGAAGUAAGUCUACGCUGAAGGGAUGCAAGAGGAGCAACAGCCUGAGGCUGCUGCAGAUCCAAUGUCCUCCUCUGAUGCACCAGAAGAUGGCCCAAAGGAAACCUCAAGUGUAUCACAGAAUAUCUCUGAUGCAGAUGCAUUUAAAAUUCUCCUGGAGAUGAAGAUGAAGAAGAGGCAGAAAAAACCUACUUUACCAAGCACUGUGACUGAGCUUGGCACUGAGGAUGGUUCAAAAGUCUAUGUGGUUGGAACAGCCCAUUUCAGUGACAGCAGCAAAAACGAUGUAGUGAAGACAAUACAAGAAGUGCAGCCUGAUGUAGUUGUGGUGGAACUAUGCCAGUACAGAGUUUCUAUGUUAAAGAUGGAUGAAAAGACGUUACUAAAAGAAGCCAAAGAAAUAAAUCUGGAAAAACUUCAACAAGCUAUAAAGCAGAAUGGAGUCAUGUCUGGAUUGAUGCAAAUGCUGCUUCUGAAGGUUUCUGCUCACAUCACAGAACAGCUGGGAAUGGCCCCAGGAGGAGAAUUCAGGGAGGCUUUCAAAGAGGCCAGUAAAGUACCAUUCUGUAAAUUCCAUCUUGGAGACCGACCCAUCCCUGUUACAUUUAAGAGAGCGAUUGCUGCGCUUUCUUUCUGGCAAAAAGUGAAGCUUGCCUGGGGCCUUUGCUUCUUAUCUGACCCAAUCAGUAAAGAUGAUGUGGAGAAAUGCAAACAGAAGGAUUUACUGGAGCAGAUGAUGGCAGAAAUGAUUGGAGAAUUCCCUGAUCUUCAUCGAACGAUUGUCUCCGAGCGAGAUAUUUACUUGACCUACAUGCUGAAGCAAGCAGCAAAGCAGAUAGAACUACCUCGAGCCUCCGAAACUGAACCUAGAAGAUAUAUCCCAGCUGUUGUAGUUGGAGUUGUUGGGAUGGGUCACGUACCUGGAAUUGAAAAGAACUGGAACUCUGACUUAAACAUCCAGGAAAUAAUGAGUGUGCCUCCUCCAUCAGCUUCAAGUAAGAUUUUCAAAUUUGUCAUAAAAGCCACAGUAUUUGGACUGAUGGGAUACGGCUGCUACCGAAUAGGUCAAAGGACGGUUCAGUUUAUCCUCUCGAUGCCAGCAGCACAGAGCUACCUUCAGAAGCUGACAGAAAUCAAGUCUCAGCAUUGAACAUGGAGUGGAGGCACUAUGUGGAGAAGGUGGGACAAAGGAUGACAGGGGCAACAGCUGUGAACCGGACUGAAGGAAGAGGGAGAUGAGGAUUCCAGUCGGAGGUGAUGGAUGCUGAACAACGUCGAAUCGCUGUAUAAUAAGAGAUUUGAUACUAAAGUUACACCAGCUAUGAUCUCAUGAAUAGGUUUGGUUCCUGGUAAGCGAGUUGCAUGAAACCACAUGAUUCCAGAUUGAGGUAAAAGAAGUAUGUACGCAAAUAUAUAUAUUAUAUAUAUGCAUACUGUAUAUAUAAUAUAUAUUACUGAUGAUGUAGUACGGACAGCUUAAAGAGUGUGUGUUCACGACUUUUCCGGAGGAACAGAACAACACAAAGUAACCGAAUUGGCUGCAUCUGCUCCGAAGUUCAGGGACACUUGUCUUGAGUGGUUCUUCGCUUUUUUUCCUUAGGUAUGAUAAUACCUAGUGGUCGUUUCUGGUGCCAGACACUUUUACAUAUAAUUUAGAAGGACAUCUUCUCAAUCUGUGUUUUAUACUUCAAACAUUUAGGCUUUUUUUAAACUUAAGAGCUUUCCAGAAAUUUCAGAAUUGUACAGGCUGUCAUACGUACACUGCUCCAAUUUUUUACGAGCCUUACUGAAGAACAGGAACGUUGCCUUUAGAUUGCAUCCCUUGUUACCGCCACCAGGUGAAUUGUCUUUCUCCUGCAUAGAGAAGGUAGGGCCACGCCAUCAGAAUGCAAUGUGGUUUGUGUCAGAUGUUUACAGGACACUGUGUUCCUUUAGAUUAGCUUAUUUAAACUGUCUUAUUUAGCCAAAUCCUGCUGGAUUCAGUAUUGUAAAUUUAUGUGACUAGAACUACUGUACAAUUUACUUCUGUUUCUCGGACCUUUCAUUAUUGGGACAAGAAGUCUGGAAUUGGUUGUACCUGCCCCUCACUUUUGAUACAUGAAAAUAUUUUAUUUAUCACUGUAAUUUCUCAGUGAAUUAAUAUUUUAAUCUAUUUAAUAGAAAAGCAGUGUUCAAUUUAGUUUUUCAAACUAGCUGUAGGGUUUUAUUUGGAUUAUCUGUUAUUUAUACAAAGAAUUAUGGGUACUUCAGACUGCUAUGAUUUUCUUGCUUAAUUAUCUAGGACAGCCAUCCAUCAUCGAUCUAUUUAUUUAUUUUUUUUUAAUCCUAGGUUCUAUUUCAUAGGAAUUUUUCUUGGUACCCUUUAUACAGGGUUGUCAGUGAUUGUAAAGCGCCCCCUGCAAUCAGCUCAUCCCAGUCCAACAGAACAAAUAACUGUAAUUGUCAUAUCAAAGUUUUAACCUGAUGUAUUUGAAUGGAAGAGUCCCGUUCGCUCCUCAGGCUCAUCUAAAGUUGCUUAUGGCUUAAAGUGAAGUUUUUAUCUGUAUUAACUUCUUUUGGGAAUGAAAGGUAGGAACCAGUGUGUGAGGCAGGAGGAGGAAAAGGUGGUGAUGUAUUCUGUGUUUAUUUGUUGUUUUCAGUUGGUUCAACAAAAUCAACAAAACGCUUUUAGUAGGGUGUAUUUCCAAGGCCUUGUGUUGGAAAUUGUCCUAUAUGGUCUGUUGUUUGCUGAAAGUAUGUAGAUGGAUCUUUUUAAAUGAAAUUAAGGGUCUAAUGCUCCUCUCUGUGGUGGCACUUGACUUUGCUGGGAGCUGGUCUGUCCGUGCAGCCCGAGGCUUUUUCUGCCUUGCACUUCUAAAAUGUUAUGAGUCCCAGCACAGCAAAUCAUUUAAGUGCAUGUUUAUCUUUAAACCUAUUAAAUCAAACCGGAUCCUGCAGAGCUCUUGAGACGAUGCUGGGUGCUUUUCUGGGUCUGGGCCUUAGAGUCGUGCAGGGAAUAAACCUUAGCGAAUGACGAAUGGCAGCAACUCACGCUUCAGACACAAAGUGCAAACAGUAAUACAGAAUACAGUGGAGGCAGGUCCUUUUAUUUUCCAUCUGUCAGUGCUUGAGAAACCACCAGCCAUCUCUAGCAGCAUUUGUAAACAAUUUAUAGAUUAGAGUGACUGCCUGAAUUUUGAUUCCUGAUUUUUUUUAAAAAAGAUUUUAUGUAUUGUUUACAUUUAAGCAGUCCUAUUUGAAUAAUUCUAUUACAUUUUAUGUACAUUUUUAAAGGAUGAAAGCAAAAGCUUAAGCUCAUUUUUCUCCUGGCUUUGCUGACAUACCAAAAUCUUGUUUUGUUAGUUGUCUUUUUGAGAAUUUUUAGCUGGUAGAAUUCGAGAUAUUGAUGUUUUGCUUUAAGUUAUCUACGGAUUUUUAAGGUAUCUGCAGAUAUUUUAAAAGUUCUGUAGAUCUUUGAUAUCUGUGCUCAGGUAAUUUUACACAAAGGAAAACAAAUCUAAGGUAAAUUUUAGAUAUGAGCCUUAAACUAGGGUGGGACUAAUGCUAAAUGAUUGUCAUGGAGCAUUCUUGCAGACUUAAUGUCGUGUGCUUUUUAGCCCAAAGUGAUUACUCUGUAAAUUGUCCGUUCAUUAUUCACUUAUUCCCUCCAGUUAAUACCUUAAGUCUGUUGUUUCACUCGGUUUUCACAAAGCAUAUCAGCAGAUUCUUCAAGGAGCCUGUUUGUGGAUGGAGAAUUUGCAAUUUAUCUUCCCACUAUUGCAAACUGGCAGAUCAGCCCCACGCACUGUCCACGCAGCGGCCCUGGAAAGCCUGAUGAAUUUGCAGAACUCACAAUCCUGUGAAUCCAUACCCCAAUGCUCAGUGUUGCGUAUUCCAUGUGCUGUGCUAUUUAUGUAACAUAAUCAGUGUUUUAGGUCCAUUCUUUUCUGUUCUAGUCAGUCCUCUCAGUGUUAACAGCAUCCUGUAAAAUUUAAACACGUGUUGAAUUGUCCCAGCCCCGCCUCAACCUUAUGAAGCCAUAUUGUAUUUUUUUGGUGACAUGUACAUCUGUUUUAUGCAUUUGUACAUGUGGUGUAAAUUUGAAGUAUUUUUAACAAUGUGUGCCUUUACUCUAAAAUGAUUUAAAGUAAACAGCAGUAUGUUCUAUGAUAUAAAAAAAAUAAAAUAUUUUAACCACCA
Molecule: messenger RNA, 4321 nt
Organism: Calidris pugnax (ruff)
Lineage: Eukaryota; Metazoa; Chordata; Aves; Charadriiformes; Scolopacidae
Gene: TRABD
Product: TraB domain containing
Exons: 10
Coding region: 168-1292 (374 amino acids)
Source: RefSeq, a predicted model, not a curated record